Messenger RNA from Eptesicus fuscus (big brown bat), 2106 nucleotides. It is a transcript of the gene DNASE1, whose product is annotated as deoxyribonuclease 1. NCBI's taxonomy places the organism in Eukaryota, Metazoa, Chordata, Mammalia, Chiroptera, Vespertilionidae. Gene Ontology annotation, cellular component: nucleus. Gene Ontology annotation, biological process: DNA catabolic process. The transcript has 12 exons. The record is from RefSeq and is a predicted model, not a curated record. Gene Ontology annotation, molecular function: DNA nuclease activity. The coding region runs from base 879 to 1733 and encodes 284 amino acids.
GCGAAGAGUGGUUCCGGAGGGCGUGAGGCGUUGCGAGGCCGGGCGCGGCGGUGCACCGUGCGGCGUGGUGUCCUAGGGCCCUGUGGCCGCAAGGCUGGACGGUGUCUGUAGCUGCUAGUGCAGUGGCGCCCGGCAAAGCCUAUUAAAAGUUGAGAAGUCGGGUCACUGUAUGAAUGGGAACAGCAAGAUGGCACAGCAAGCUCAUGUUUUACCAGCUUCAAUGGCUACCAUUGGUGGGCUGAGGUACCUGGGAGGAUUACUGCCUUCUCACAGGAGACCAAGUGAGGAAAGGAACAGAUCACCCAUGAACUGGCACAGACAGAACCUCCCUCCGCACUGCCUCCAUGGCCACCAUGACUCCAGCAGUCUUCGGAUGACGGGGAAGCUGGACCAACAGGACCCCUCCUUCUAGCCAUUCUGCCUUGGUCAGAGGACCAGGUUGGAGAGCACUGAGUUGGACUCAUCCCUGGCUUCCGGCGGCCAUCUCUGCUUCUCUGUGAGGCUCUAUCCAUGGCUAUAGCUGGGUGAAGUGGCUGGUGGUGGCCAGUGCUGCCCUCCUACACCUCCAUGCUUGGGGCAGCUGUGCUUCCCUGCGGGCCACCCAGAGUCUGGAAAGUCAGCCUCACAAGUGAUUUCCUUCCAGGUAAUGAAAACCUGCUUCUGGCCGUGGAGUAGCUUGCAGUAGACCAACUGCCUGCUGAGGACUCAACGGCCGUAACUCAGAAGGCAUCAGCUUGAAGGUCUGCAGAGUCACUCCAGCAGCCACGACUCAGAGGGGAGCUCAAGGAGGAACGAAAGGAGAAAAUUGAUACCAAAGAAUAUAAAUUCCUGGUUCUUGGCAGAAUACCCAUCGCCUUUGGUAGAAGUUACAUUUCAGAAUGAAGGGAGCCAGGCUGAUGGGGGUGCUGCUCACCCUGACUGGUGUGCUGCACGUGGUCCUGCCCCUGAGAAUAGCAGCCUUCAACAUCCAGACUUUCGGGGAGACCAAGAUGUCCAAUGCCACCCUCUCCAACUACAUCGUGCAGAUCCUGAGUCGCUAUGACAUUGCCUUGGUCCAAGAGGUCAGAGACAGCCACCUGACGGCCGUGGGGAAGCUGCUGGACAGACUCAAUCAGGAUGACCCCAACACCUACCACUACAUAGUCAGCGAGCCACUGGGCCGCAGCACCUAUAAGGAGCGCUACCUCUUUGUGUUCAGGCCUGACCAGGUGUCGGUGCUGGACAGCUACCAGUAUGACGAUGGCUGCGAGCCCUGUGGAAAUGAUACCUUCAGCCGAGAGCCAGCUGUUGUCAAGUUCUCCUCCCCAUUCACCCAGGUCAAGGAGUUUGCCAUCGUCCCCCUGCAUGCGGCCCCACUGGAUGCAGUGGCUGAAAUUGACUCUCUGUACGAUGUCUACCUGGACGUCCGGCAGAAGUGGGACCUGGAGGACAUUAUGUUGAUGGGUGAUUUCAACGCUGGCUGCAGCUAUGUGACCCCUUCGCAUUGGUCAUCCAUCCGUCUGCGCACAACCCCCCCCUUCCAGUGGCUGAUUCCUGACACCGCUGACACCACGGUUACGUCCACGCACUGCGCCUACGACAGGAUUGUGGUCACCGGAACUCUGCUCCAAAAUGCCAUUGUUCCCGACUCAGCUGGUCCCUUUGACUUCCAAGCUGCAUAUGGACUGAGCAACCAGACUGCCCAAGCCAUCAGUGACCACUACCCGGUGGAGGUGACGCUCAAGAGAGCCUGACGAGAGCAGGCCCAGGGCCCCGGCUGGACCUCUAGCUUCUCUAGCUUGCCUGUGGCCGCUGCUGGGGACCUGCACAAAGAACUGGAGACAACGGCUGAUUCUGUUGUCACCUUCAGGUUCUGGGGAUGGAGUUUAGGAAACCAGUGCGAGUUCCCUGAGCACAGAGCCAGCGCCCCCUCUCUCCCCUCCCUACUGUCCCCCUGACCACUAUUCCAGCUUGAGGAAGAGGAUGGAAAGUAGGCUUUUUCUCACUGUCCUGCAUCCAUCGUAAGCAUGGGGUUGUGUCACCAGAGUAACUUACCCUGUCAGUAUGCACACCAAGUCCAGCAUUUAGAUGAAGAAACAUCUUUUAAUUUAGGUAAAUAAAGCUCAA